CGGGACCCCCCUCAUGACCCGCCGUGUCUCCCCCUCCCUCAGCCCCGGCCCAGAGCGGCUGCUCGGACGAGUUCGCCCUCGACUGCACCUUUGCCGCCUGUGACCCCGAGCACACAGGGACGGUGCUGCCGCAGCGGGUGGUGGAGUACGUGGCGUCGGUGACGGGGCGCAGCAGGCGCGAGGGGCGGCUGCAGGAGCUGCGGCGGGCGCUGGACCCCCGGGCCUCGGGGGCCGCGCUGGACCCGGCCCGGUUCCGCGCGGCCAUGGGCGCCUGGAUCGCGGCCUGUCGGCGGGACGGGAGCGCGUGGCUGGGCGAGGAGCAGGAGGACACGGAGAGCAGCGAGCCCAGACCGGCGCUGGCUGAGGAGGAUGCCCACACAGCCCUGGCAGCCACCAAGCUCCAGGGUGGCAUCGGCGAUGUCACCAGCCCCGCCGAGGCCGCGGGGCUGCGCAGCCGGGCCAGGCAGCUGGCCGACCACAACACCAAGCUGCAGCGGGACGCCGAGCUGGCCGAGGAGCUCAACGCCCGCCUGGCCGAGGAGACGGCCCAGCUCCAGGCUCAGCUGCGGAGCAGCCGGCAGGCGCUGGAGCAGGCCAGGGCGGCCGCCGAGGAGCUGGAGGACCUGAAGGCCGUGGCGAAGGGGCUGGAGGAGGAGAACGGGGAGCUGCGGCGGCAGGCGCGGCACAUGGAGAAGGAGCAGCGGAGCCUGUGCUCGCGGGCCGAGGGUCUCCAGGAGGAGAACCAGCGGCUGCUCGCCGAGGGCCAGGGGCUGCGGGAGCAGAUCCAGGCGCAGGCGGCCCGCGUGGCCGACCUGGAGGCCCAGCUCUGCAGGGGCACCGCGCUCCUCUCUGCCCGGGACGCCGCCCUGGCCCAGGCGGGGCGGCGGGCGCAGGAGCUGGCCGUGGCACUGGAGGAGUACGACCGGGCGGUGCAGGAACUGCGGCUGGAGACAAUGCAGCUGCGGCAGCAGCUGGGCCGGAUGAGGGACGCCUGGGCCAUGCGCCCCUGGUGCCCCCUGGACCAGGCCACGGACGUGGCGGCCGCGGCGGCGCCGAGCCGGGUAAGGGAGGGGGCACCGGGGUCCCUGAGGGCUCCCCACAGCCCCUGACCCCCCCUCCCCGUGUGACCCCCGGCCCGCUGCCCUGCCCAGGGG
Molecule: messenger RNA, 1154 nt
Organism: Neopelma chrysocephalum (saffron-crested tyrant-manakin)
Lineage: Eukaryota; Metazoa; Chordata; Aves; Passeriformes; Pipridae
Gene: KASH5
Product: coiled-coil domain containing 155
Exons: 12
Coding region: 264-1109 (281 amino acids)
Biological process (GO): homologous chromosome pairing at meiosis; actin filament organization; spindle localization
Cellular component (GO): meiotic nuclear membrane microtubule tethering complex; meiotic spindle pole; nuclear outer membrane
Molecular function (GO): dynein complex binding
Source: RefSeq, a predicted model, not a curated record